This is a messenger RNA of Didymodactylos carnosus, 897 nucleotides long. Lineage: Eukaryota; Metazoa; Rotifera; Eurotatoria; Philodinida; Philodinidae. The record is from the annotation of a GenBank genome assembly.
AUGAAAUUGAGCAAAAAUGUUUCACAACAAGAAACAAUAGAAACUACAGAAGUAAAUGAAAGCAUAGGAUAUUCUUUUAUACAAAAAUAUCAAGAUAAUUUGGCAUAUGAAUAUUAUUAUAAAGCAUUAGAAAUCUACAAUAAAUAUCUAUUGAUGGAUGUACAAAAUAUAAAAAUGAAAACAGAAAAUAUAUUGUCAACUCUCCAUCGAAUUAGAGAAGAAUCUUUUUUACUAAUUGAAAAAUUAAAAAUAACAUUAUUAAAAUUAAAAACAGAUAAAUCAGAUAAAGAUAAAUGUCUAAAAUAUCUUAUAGCUGUUAAAUAUUAUAAAAAAAUUACUAAAGUGCAAAUUUCUAUUAAUCCGAAUGAUAAAAUAAUAUUAACAAAAUUAUAUAUUCUUAUUAUUCAUUGUUAUGCAAGAACUGAACAGAACGAUAUUAUUGUUGAACAAAUUAAUGAAGCAUUGAAUAAUGAUAUAGAUGUAACAUUAUUUGAAAAUAUAGAUACGUCUUAUCUGUUUAAAAUUAUUGUAAAAGAUUAUUUUAAAAAGUAUGAUUAUCAAUUAGCUACAGAAUAUUUUAUUAAAACUUUGACAUUAAAAGAGAAUGCAAUUUCAGAUAAUGAAUUUGAAAUUUCUUAUUUAUAUUUUCAGACUGGUGAAUGUUUUCGAAAAUUAAAAAAUUAUAGUCUAGUGAUUGAAUAUUUUAAAAAAGCUUUAAAAGUAUACGAAACAGUAAUACCAAACAAUAAAACAAUAUAUUAUCUUUUACAUACUGGCGUCGGGGACUGUUAUAGUACAAUAAAAGAUUAUUAUAUGACUAUUAAACAUUAUACACAAGGUUUCAUUAUUCAAAUCAAAAUAAUACCGUAUAACAGAAAUGACAUAAUAAAUUUAUGA